Molecule: messenger RNA, 2055 nt
Organism: Cuscuta campestris
Lineage: Eukaryota; Viridiplantae; Streptophyta; Magnoliopsida; Solanales; Convolvulaceae
Source: the annotation of a GenBank genome assembly
CUCGACUGGUUGGAAGAAGCAAAAAAACCACGCGGAUUUCAAAGUCCUCGAUUAAUCAAAUCAUUUCAGAAUUAUUUUCACGUCCGAUUUCCCGAUUCAUGCUUUGCUCGUCGAUCUUUCCUCUCGCCGUGCCGCACAAUCGAUUCGCACUCCGUCUAAACCUUCUAUCGCUCAAUAAUCACGCUCUGCAGCAUCCGCCCACUGGCCGUUGUCUCAUAAUCGGAGUUCGAUUUUGGAAGUUUCAGUGUUUCGUUGUAUUUAUUGAGUUGGUCGCAAAAUCUUCAUACUUUAAUCGCUAGCUCUACAUGGAAUACAAUGCGUUCGAUAGCAGUGGUUCAGAAGCUUGGAUUGAGUAAUGCAAGUUAGGGAUUGUGGAUGCCAUUACUAAUGACAGUUUUGUAUAUUUAGCUUAAAAAUAAAUGAUAUUUCGAAUACAAUGCAUGCCAAUCCUACUUUGCUGAUGUGUGAUCAGGUUUGAAUGGUUUGCAUUCAUGCUUAAUUUAUGCUGACUUGCUUCAUUGCAGGGACAGAUGACGAUCUUCCUCCAACGCAUCAAAAUAGAGGUGGUCGUAUUGCCAGUAAUGGUAGAUCAACAGCAGUAGGUUCUAUCCCUUAUCCAAGGAUGCAUGGAGAAACUGAUAUGGAGACUCUAAUUCGCCAGCUGGAGCAAGAAGCAUACAGUUCAGUUUUAAGAGCCUUUAAAGCUCAAGCUGAUGCUAUUACUUGGGAGAAGGAAGGUUUGAUAACUGAACUUAGAAAGGAGUUGAAAUUGUCAAAUGAAGAACACAGAGAACUUCUUGGCAGAGUAAACUCUGAUGAGGUCAUCCAAAGAAUAAGGGAGUGGAGACAAUAUGGUGGGAACCAACAAGGAAUACUUAGUACAGGUCCUCAAUCCGGCAUUCAUAGUUAUGGGCAAGCUAUUCACGAUUUGAUCCCCAGCCCUUCUGUCUCCGCUUCUCGGAAGAAACAAAAAGUGGCACCAUCAUUACCAUCUCAUUCUUUUGGUGGACCAUCACCUAGUUUUCACCCAGCAGCGCUAAAUACAUCUAAUCAACCAUCAUCAGUUGCUAAGAGAGGGUCUGUGGUGGGUCCCAAAGGGAAAAAACAAAAAUCUGGUCCAUUACCCUCUGGUGCAACUAAGGCUCAAUAUCCUCCCUCUGGCCUUUCUGGAAGAGAUCAAUCUGGUAAUAUGAUUGCUAGGCCAACUGAUGGAGCUUCAUUGAUUGGAAGGAAACUAAGAACCAGAUGGCCCGAGGACAAUAAUUUCUAUGAUGCUAUCAUAACGGAUUAUGAUGCAGUGAAUGGACUCUAUAGUCUUGUUUAUGACAAUGACACUCCAAAUGAGACUUGGGAAUGGAUAAACCUUUCAGAGAUUUCUCCUGAGGAUAUUAUAUGGGACAAUGGUCCAGGAGGACAAGGCGUAAAUAGAGCUUUUGGUCGUGUUAGUGCCCCACCAGGUGUGGGCAGAGGAAGGGGAUUUACUAGAGCUCAGCACAGAAAGGAUUUUCCACCAUCACAGAAUGGCGUGGCAAAUAGAGGAUCAGAUGACAUUCAUUUACUUCACACCGAUACGCUAGUUAAGGAGGUUGAGAGGAUAUUUGGUGCGGGACAUCCUGAUCCUGUUGAAGUUGAGAAAGCCAAAAAAGUGCUAAAGGAGCAUGAGCAAUCACUUAUUGAUGCUAUUUCAAGGCUUGGUGAUAUUUCUGAUGGUGAAAGCGAUGAACAUCAUCAUUUCAUGCAUGGGAACCCAAUGGUGGUGGAGUGACAUUUUACGGUGUUCUUAGGUAGUCAGACUUGUAGUUGAGGAAGAAGCUCUUUCGGUAAUGGCAUUGCUGUUUACAGUGUCAGUGUCGUUUAAAUCGGAUGCUUAGUAGUUGCUGAAUGGCGACUUUGAUCUCUGUGAUUCUUGUAACCUUUGAAAUGUAGGUUAACAUGUAGCUGUGGCUCUGAUUAUUCCUUAUAAUUUGUAUAAAAAAACACAAUAUUAAUAAUGGUUUUUAUCCUGUUACAAAUCAUGUACAGAACUUGUGUUGGUGGUGGUGGACUUAUGUUGAU